UUUUCCAUACAUUUCCUUCUUGUUUCGGUCUGAAUCUCUCUCUCUCUCUCUCUACGAAGUCCUCGAGCGACGGCGGCGGCGAUGGGCAAUUGCUGCUCCGACGCCUCCGGAGGACGGGCGGCGGUUGGUGGCGACGCAAAUACUCACGGUAAUCCAGCUGACGGCGGCCCCAACGACGCCGUGGAUCACUACCUCACCUCUCGCGGCUACCGCGGUCUGUUUUCUCAGAUCGAGUUAUCAUUAUGUGCUUCAAACUUGCGCGAUCGGGAUGUGCUUUCCAAGAGUGAUCCUAUGGCAGUUGUUUACACAAAAGGAAGAGAUGGUGCGCUUCAAGAGCUUGGCCGAACUGAAGUAGUAUUAAAUUCAUUGAAUCCCAAGUGGAUCAGAAAGCAUACUGUGACCUAUCAUUUUGAGGUGGUGCAGACUUUGGUGUUUCGUGUGUAUGAUGUUGACACUCAGUUUCACAAUCUAGAUGUAAAGAUGCUUAAGCUGGAUGAGCAGCAAUUUCUUGGUGAGGCUACUUGUACAUUGUCUCAGAUUGUCACCAAAUCAAAUGGGUCAUUGACCUUAGAUCUUGUACGUAAAGAUGAAUCACUCGGAUCAAAACAUCCCAGAAAUUUUGGUGCACUCCUUAUUCAUGCUGAAGAAUCUGUUAGCUCAAAGACUACAACAGAAUUGAUAUUGAGAUGCUCAGAUUUGGAAUCUAGGGAUCUGUUCUCAAAAAGUGACCCUUUCCUGGUAAUAUCAAAAAUUGUGGAAAGUGGGAUACCUAUUCCAAUUUGUAAAACUGAGGUUUUGAAAAAUGAUCUCAAUCCGACAUGGAAACCAGUAUUUUUGAAUGUCCAACAGGUUGGAGGAAAGGACAGUCCGGUAAUUAUAGAGUGUUUUAAUUUCAACAGCAAUGGCAAACACGAUUUAAUUGGAAAAGUUCAGAAAUCACUAGCAGAAUUAGAAAAGCUUCAUUCUGUUGGACAGGGGGAAUGUUUAUUCUUACCAACUUCUGUUGGACAUAAUCAUGAUGACAAGGUCUUAAAGAGUCAUCUAUAUGUAGACAAAUUUCAUGAGAGUGUCAAACAUACAUUCCUGGAUUACUUGUCUGGUGGAUGCCAACUGAAUUUCAUGGUCGCCAUUGAUUUCACAGCUUCAAACGGGAAUCCCCGCCUGCCUGAUUCCUUGCAUUAUAUUGACCCUUCUGGACGGCCAAAUGCAUAUCAGAGAGCAAUCUUAGAGGUUGGAGAGGUAUUGCAGUUUUAUGAUUCAGAUAAGCGCUUUCCUGCAUGGGGUUUUGGGGCCCGGCCAAUUGAUGGCCCAGUUUCUCAUUGUUUUAACUUAAAUGGAAGCAGCAGUUACUGUGAGGUUGAAGGAAUCCAAGGAAUUAUGAUAGCAUAUAAUUCUGCCCUCUUUAAUGUUUCGCUUGCCGGUCCAACCCUUUUUGGACCUGUGAUUAGCACAGCUGCACAGAUAGCCGGCGAGUCUCUUGCAAAUAAUGAACACAAGUACUUCGUUUUGUUAAUAAUCACGGACGGAGUUAUAACAGAUCUCCAAGAAACAAAAGAUGCCCUUGUGAAGGCAUCGGACUUACCGCUGUCAAUCCUUAUUGUUGGAGUUGGAGGAGCAGACUUUAAAGAGAUGGAGAUUUUAGAUGCAGAUAAAGGUGACAAACUUGAAAGUACAACUGGACGUGUUACAUCACGUGAUAUAGUCCAGUUUGUCCCAUUGCGCGAUGCACAGAGUGGAGAGAUCUCUGUUGUUCAAUCACUUCUAGCAGAACUACCUUCCCAAUUUCUAACCUACAUGCGAUCCAGAGAUAUUCUCCCGAAAACCUGAUUAUACAAACAUCUGUAUAUAUGACAAUUUGUUUUUCCAUUAUUGAUUCUCAUGCCAGAUGAUGAGUUCAUCGUUGUUGAGUCUCUGGUGAAAUGCAAACCAUCAAAGGUUUAAAAGGGUAGUUUCUUGUAUCGGCUAUAUCAUUUUCGAGAGCAGAAGUUCAUUUUGUGUAUAGGGGGCUACACAGAUCUUUCUUGUUCAUAAUGGAUAAAUGGAGGUCAAAUCCAGUCCAAACUUGAGUUCAUUUUUUGAGAGUAAGUUGAGUCCAUGUAGUAGGCCAAAAUGUUACUUACAUGACAACUUUCUCAUGAAAAAAUUAAGUUGAAACUGUGCAGUUUGUAUUCCGGAUCCAUGAGCCAAUGAAGAAGUGAUUAGAAACUCAAAUUUUAGUUGAAUUGCAGAAAAAUUAUAUGAUAGCAAACUUGAUGAGCCCAAGGUUUUAGGGUUGGCUGCUAAAUGUGUUAAAUACUUGUUUGGGUAGUUUGUGGAUCUUGAUGAGUACUCAAUUUUUGUUUGAUAUGUGUUUAAUACAUGUUGGAUUAAGGGUAUUUUUGAUAUUUUACAA
Molecule: messenger RNA, 2392 nt
Organism: Camellia sinensis
Lineage: Eukaryota; Viridiplantae; Streptophyta; Magnoliopsida; Ericales; Theaceae
Product: protein BONZAI 2
Biological process (GO): cellular response to calcium ion
Cellular component (GO): plasma membrane
Molecular function (GO): calcium-dependent phospholipid binding
Source: RefSeq, a predicted model, not a curated record